AGCUCCAUGCGCCUACCUCCACCACCACCACUGCAAGCCGCUGCUCAAUGGCCUCCAUUUCAUUUUCCGGCGAAUCCCUCAUCUCUCUGCUAACUCUUUUCUCUCUCCUUUUUCUCACCCACGCCACCCUCCAUCUCCACCCCUCCGAUUAUGACGCCCUCCUCCUCGUCCAAAAACACUUGGGCAUCAACGGUCAACGCCGCUCCUCCCCCAACCCAUGCAACGCCCCCGGAGUAUUUUGCGAGAGGAGGGUCUCUGACAACGCCACAGUGCUCAGAGUCACCCGUCUGGUUUUCAAAUCCCAACGUCUCUCAGGUUUCCUAUCUCCCCAAAUCGGACGCCUCUCCCAGCUCAAAGAGCUCUCCCUCCCGGACAACUAUCUCCUUGACCGGAUCCCAUCCCAAAUUGUUGACUGCCGGAAACUGGAAAUCCUUGACCUCCGGAACAACCGAUUCUCCGGCGAAAUUCCGCCGGAAUUGUCCUCCCUGGUGCGCCUCCGUAUCCUGGAUCUCUCUUCCAAUAAGUUUUCCGGGAACUUGAAUUUCUUGAGGUUUUUUCCCAACCUGGAGAAGCUCUCUCUGGCUGACAACCUGUUUUCCGGGAAAGUACCGGUGUCUGUACGCUCGUUUCGCAAUCUUAGAGUCUUCAACCUUUCCGGGAACAGCUUUCUGGACGGCCCAGUGCCGGGGAUGAGGGAGGUGGAGGUGGAGUCCCUAGCGUCUGCACUUCCGAGACGAUACGUCUUUGCUGAGAAUUUAACAAGGGGAAGCAGCAAUCAUUCAGCAGUUGCACCAAGUGGAAGUUCAGGGUAUUAUGGAGAAGCACCAGCUCCUUCUCCUUCUGCACCACCUCAUAAGCAUCGGAAAAACAAGAAGCUGAGCGCAUGGAUUCUCGGAUUCAUCGCUGGAGCAGUUGCUGGGUGCAUAUCUGGGUUGGUGUUCUCCGUGCUUUUUAAAGCACUCCUGGUGUUGGUGAGAGGUGGUGGAAAGGAGUCAGGGCCGGCAAUCUUCAGUCCGUUGAUCAAAAAGGCGGAGGACUUGGCUUUCUUGGAGAAAGACGAUGGAUUGGCGUCACUGGAGAUCAUAGGCAAAGGUGGAUGUGGAGAGGUGUACAGAGCUGAGUUACCAGGUGGGAAACUGAUUGCUAUAAAGAAGAUUGUUCAACCUCCAAAGGAUGCAGCAGAACUGGCUGAGGAAGACAGUAAGCUCUUGAACAAGAAGAUGCGCCAAAUUCGGUCGGAGAUUCAAACUGUUGGGAAUAUCAGGCAUCGAAACCUUCUUCCUUUGCUGGCACAUGUGUCCCGGCCUAACUGCCAUUACCUGGUAUAUGAGUUCAUGAAGAAUGGCAGCUUACAGGACAUGUUAACUCAAGUUUCAGAGGGGACUAGAGAACUGGACUGGCUGGCUCGUCACAGGGUCGCACUAGGGGUGGCUGCAGGGCUUGAAUACCUCCAUAUGAGCCACAGCCCCCGCAUCAUUCAUAGAGACCUCAAACCUGGAAACAUCCUUCUCGAUGACGACAUGGAAGCACGAAUUGCAGAUUUUGGACUCGCAAAAGCAGUCCCAGAUGCUAACACCCAUGUCACAACUUCUAAUGUGGCCGGAACUGUGGGAUACAUUGCGCCCGAGUAUCACCAGACACUCAAGUUUACAGACAAGUGCGACAUAUACAGCUUUGGGGUUUUGCUUGGGGUUCUGGUGGUAGGAAAGCUUCCAUCUGAUGACUUUUUCCAGCACACAGCUGAGAUGAGCUUGGUGAAGUGGAUGGCUAAUAUAAGGACUUCAGACGAUCCCAGCAGAGCCAUUGAUAGAAAGCUGAUGGGAAAUGGAUUUGAAGAGCAGAUGCUGCUGGUUCUAAAGAUAGCUUGCUUCUGCACUGUUGAUGAUGCAAAGAUAAGGCCUAACAGUAAGGACGUUAGGACCAUGUUGUCUCAGAUCAAACACUAGGGAUGCAAGGGAACGUUGCUAUAUAUAACUAUCUAUAUGUGCCACUUGUAUGUAAGAAUAAUGAUGCGUGUCAUCGAAAGUGUCUGUUUAAGUAGAACAAAUUUGCAUCUAAGAUGUAAAUUUAGUAUCAAACUAGUACUAGUUUUGUCAUGUAUGUCAUCUCUUGAAUGUUGUUCUCACUCAAUGUAGCAUAACAAGAGUGUGUUCCAUGAAAACAUCUUUCAAAUAUGGAAUAAAGGACAUCCACAAAUUAGGUAACAUUGCUAUA
Molecule: messenger RNA, 2214 nt
Organism: Vitis riparia (riverbank grape)
Lineage: Eukaryota; Viridiplantae; Streptophyta; Magnoliopsida; Vitales; Vitaceae
Product: leucine-rich repeat receptor-like serine/threonine/tyrosine-protein kinase SOBIR1
Exons: 1
Coding region: 48-1946 (632 amino acids)
Biological process (GO): protein phosphorylation
Molecular function (GO): protein binding; ATP binding; protein kinase activity
Source: RefSeq, a predicted model, not a curated record